UCUAACCCUCGCAAGCGACUGAGCAGGACUCGUUCGUCCGACCGACCGCAACCGGCAGCUUCUCCUUAAAACUCCCGGUGUUUUUCGCCCCACACGAUCGACUAAACCGUCCACUCAGCAAACACACGUCCUCUACGGACAGCCAGAGGCACCAAAAGGCACCAGGAAAAAAAGAGGGGAUCCCUCUCUCUCGGGUCUCCAGGCAAAAGGUCCAAGGUCAUGACCACACCGUGAACCACCUACACACUUCCUCCACCAUUCACUGAGCCAUCAUGUUCCACACAUUCCCCAACAAGUCCAAGCCCCAGUCUCCAGUUUCUUUGGAAAAAACGUACUCACUGACCGCCCACUACGAUGAGUUCCAGGAGGUGAAGUAUGGCAGCCGUUACAGCAGCAGCACCCUCAGCAAUGGCAUGAGCCUGCACCUCGGCGGCUCCCUCGACCGCUACAGCCGCUCCCGGAGCGGGAGGGACAAGAGUGCCGGAGGGGGUGGGAGCAGUCCAGGGGGUGGGACCUCAGAGAGGUGGAGCCGGAGGGAGAUCUGCCUGCUCUCGGCCCUGGUCUUCGUGGCUGGCAUGUGUGUGAUCCUGGGCUGCAUGCUGGCCCUCAAGUUCUUGUCCCUGGAGGCACAACAGGACGCCCAGUGCAAGCAAGACUGCAAGGCAAGGCGCUCUCUGCUGAGGGCAGCACGCUUCGUUCAGGGCAACAUUGACACAAGUGUCCAGCCUUGCCACGACUUCUACAGCUUCGCCUGCGGAGGCUGGCUCCGGCGCCAUGGGAUACCGGAGGAGAAGUUGAGCUACGGCAUUAUCACGGCCAUCGGAGAGCAGAACCAGGAGAAGCUGCAGCGCCUCUUGGAGCGACCUGUCAGGAGGACAGGGCCGGACAGUGCUGAGAGAAAGGUGAAGGAGUUCUAUCGCUCCUGCGUCAACAUCCAGGAGAUCGACCGGCUCGGAGCAACACCUAUGAUGGAAGUGAUUGACAGUUGUGGUGGGUGGGACUUGUCUGGAGCUCCACCUGGAGGGGCGGGUUGGGAAAGUGGUUCCGCUCCUGUGAGGCCUGACUUUAACGAGAUGCUGUACAGGACCCAAGGGGUGUACAGCACAGCCGUCUUCUUCUCUCUCACCGUCAACGUGGACGACAAGAACUCCUCGCGCAAUGCCAUACGAAUUGAUCAAGAGGGUCUGACGUUGCCAGAGAGGACGCUGUACCUGGGCCAGGAUGAGGACAGCGUGAAGAUCCUGACUGCUUACAAGGCCUUGAUGGAGAGGCUGCUGAGCAUGCUGGGAGCUCACAACGCCACAGUGAAAUCCCGAGAGAUUUUAGACCUUGAGACGAGACUGGCCAACAUCACCGUAUCAGAAUUUGACGAGCAGAGAAAAGACAUCAGUAGCAUGUACAACCGGAUCACACUCAAGCAGCUCCAGCGUAUGGCACCUAGCCUGCACUGGAAGCGUCUGCUGGAUAGAAUAUUCCAUGAUAACUUCUCGGAAGAAGAAGAGAUUGUGGUGCUGGCAACAGACUACAUGCAGAAAGUCUCUGAUAUCAUCAAGACUACCUCAAAAAGGGUCCUGCACAACUACAUGCUGUGGCGUAUCGUGGCCGCUCUGAGUGAGCACCUCUCCACUGCCUUCAGGAGCACCAUCCACGAGUUUUCCCGAGAGAUCGACGGUACAGAGAGGCAGCUGGAGAUCAGCCGACUCUGCCUCACUCAGGCCAACAAGCACUUCGGCAUGGCGCUGGGAGCCCUGUUCGUCCAGCAGCACUUCUCAUCUCACAGCAAGGCCAAGGUUCAGGAGCUGGUGGAGGACAUAAAACAUGCCCUUGAUAGCAGACUGAAGGAGCUUGACUGGAUGGAUGAAGACACCAAAGAGGCUGCAAGAGCCAAGCUCCAGCAUAUGAUGGUAAUGACGGGGUAUCCAGACUUCCUGCUGAAGCCAGAGCUCAUUGACGAGGAAUAUGGGUUUGAUGUGAGCGAGAAGACCUACUUCAAGAACAUUCUCAACAGCAUCAAGUACAACAUCAAACUGUCCAUCAAGAAGAUCCACAAGGAAGUGGACAAGACAACGUGGCUUCUUCCACCCCAAGCGCUGAACGCAUACUAUCUCCCAAAUAAGAACCAGAUGGUUUUCCCUGCUGGAAUUCUUCAGCCGACUUUGUACGAUCCAGAAUUCCCACAGUCUCUAAACUAUGGGGGCAUUGGAGCAAUCAUUGGACAUGAGCUGACACAUGGCUAUGAUGACUGGGGUGGGCAGUAUGAUCGCUAUGGCAACUUGAAGCAGUGGUGGACCGAGGAGUCGUACAGAAAGUUCCAGAAGAAAGCAGAGUGCAUCGUCAAAUUGUACGACAACUUCACAGUCUACAAUCAGCGGGUAAACGGUCGUCUCACUCUUGGAGAGAACAUCGCAGAUCUCGGGGGGCUGAAGCUUUCCUACUAUGCGUAUCAGAAGUGGAUAAGAGAACAUGGUCCAGAGAGGCCACUUCCAGGCCUUAAAUAUACACACGAGCAGCUGUUGUUCAUAGCAUUCGCCCAGAACUGGUGUAUGAAAAGGAGGUCUCAGUCUAUAUACCUUCAGCUGCUGACCGAAAAACACGCCCCAGAACACUACAGGGUUAUCGGAAGCGUGUCUCAGUUUGACGAGUUUGGCAGAGUGUUCCACUGUCCAAAGGGGUCACCUAUGCAUCCUGUCAAUAAAUGCUCUGUCUGGUGACCUUUCGACCUUCAUGGUCCUUCAUCUGCCUGACUUCAUCUGCCCGACUUCAUUUGUUUUGAUAUCACUGCUGCAACAAAGGGAAACAAUAGACCACUGUAGCCGUGUCAUCAUUUUGUAGUCGGUAGUUCUUUUGCCCAUAUUAGGAACUCCGGGUCUGAGCUCCAGAAUGAAUAGGGUUUUUGAAAAAUUGCCUCUAUCGCCCCUGUGUUAAAUAAAAACCUUCAGAACCUGAUACAAUUUCUCCUAUGAACAUUGUUUUCUCAAACACCACUGGAUCCUCUGAAUUACGAGAUCGUUAAAGAGUUGAAAUAUGAAUAUUGUUACAUGUGAGCUAAAGCUCCUUAAGCAAGUUUUGGCCAUUAACAUUUCCAUGUUCAGGCUGAGGGAAGAUGAGAAGGAGUCAGAGCAACAUCAGCAGGUUUCCCUGCAGUUCUCUGUCCUUCAUCUGAUGCUCAGUGUAUCAUGACAGAUCUUUCCUUUUAGCUUGAUUUGAAAAGAUCUACAAACAUACCUGCACUCAGGCUAAUCCAGUGCAGACUCAAUAUCACUGCUCACCCCCUCUCAGAAUAUCCUAUUUUUCUGAGGACAUUCGCCAGUUUUUUGUUCGACUUCUCCCGUUCCACCUUAGAUGUUGGGUUUACAUUUAAGGUGUGACGGGAAAAUUCAGACAAGCAGCCAGAAAAAAGAAGCUGACUUCAGCUUCAUGGAGGUUUGAAAGGCCUGAUAUCGGGAACUUUCUCCAUUUCCGACCUAACAGCUGAGUAACAUUAUCUUAUUUCAUCGAACUAACAAGUCAGUAUUUACUACUCACAGCUGCUGCACCAUUUAAGGUGGAACGAGAACAUUCAAGCAAGAAGCUUCGAAAAAAAAAACUAAAUUCAGCUUUGUAGUUUUAACAUGGGUAGUAUAAGGAGUUUUAGCCUAUCAAAAUAUCCCACUUAGAGGUUUUAUUUACGGGUACACCUGUAAUUAUGCGCUACAGCAGAACAUUUCGUUAAGCUGGCACAGCUCGUCAGAGCACCGGCUCAGCCCGCCGAAAUUUCAUGUAGGUUAGUGACAUCAAAUGUAGCUUUAGCUCGCAUGUAGCAAUAUUAGCAUAAUAGCUCUUUACGACCUCGUAAUUCAAAGG
This is a messenger RNA of Pygocentrus nattereri (red-bellied piranha), 3843 nucleotides long. It is a transcript of the gene ecel1, whose product is annotated as endothelin-converting enzyme-like 1. The record is from RefSeq and is a predicted model, not a curated record. Bases 273 to 2711 code for a protein of 812 amino acids. The transcript has 19 exons. Gene Ontology annotation, cellular component: plasma membrane. Gene Ontology annotation, molecular function: metalloendopeptidase activity. Gene Ontology annotation, biological process: protein processing. NCBI's taxonomy places the organism in Eukaryota, Metazoa, Chordata, Actinopteri, Characiformes, Serrasalmidae.